Fusarium coffeatum is the source of this 744-nucleotide messenger RNA. RefSeq lists its product as uncharacterized. The record is from RefSeq and is a predicted model, not a curated record. The transcript has a single exon. The coding region runs from base 1 to 744 and encodes 247 amino acids. Gene Ontology annotation, molecular function: amino-acid racemase activity. Lineage: Eukaryota; Fungi; Ascomycota; Sordariomycetes; Hypocreales; Nectriaceae.
AUGAAGACAAUCUUGUUACUCGGAGGCAUGACGCCUGAUGUCACAGCCCUUUACUACAACAAGAUCAACACAUCUGUGAGAGCCCAACUCGGAAAACGCACAGCAGCCCCGCUAUACAUGUAUAGUGCGAACCUGGAAGACAUGAUCCAAUAUGCCAUGAAAGGCGACUGGUCAUCUUUCGCGUCAACAUACGAAGAGCCCAUCAAUCUGCUGGGAGAAAAAGUUGACGGGGUCGCCAUCUGCGCGAUUUUGGCACACAAGGUCGCUGCGCGCUUAUCGGAUGUUGCAGCAGCUUCCAGCAUCCCUCUUCUCCACAUCACAGACUUCCUCGCCACCUACAUCACAACGACCCAUCCCGGAGUGAGGAGGCUUGGUUUACUCGGUCCCAAAAUCUCUAUGUUGGACUCUCAGGACCCGGACUUUUUCGUCGGCCGUUUGCAAAGCACUAGCUGUGGAUUUCAGGUCAUCGUUCCUGAGACAGAGCAGGAUAUUGAGGAAGUGAACAGAGGUAUGCUGGAAGAAGUUGCCAAGGGAGUCUCGUUUGUUACAACAUCAACAAAAGCCAUGUUCAUCAACCAGGCAAAGAAGCUCGUUACUAGAGGGGCCCAGGUCAUCAUUCUGGGGAGCACGGAUCUUGGCUUUGUUUUAAAGCAGGAAGACCUUGGGAAUGUUCCUGUGAUUGAACCAGCAGCCGCACAUGCCGAAGGACUAGCAAGAUGGAUUUGUGGCGAUACCAAAGUUUGA